Passer montanus (Eurasian tree sparrow) is the source of this 1360-nucleotide messenger RNA. Its product is annotated as elongation factor 1-gamma-like. The transcript is spliced from 5 exons. The record is from RefSeq and is a predicted model, not a curated record. Gene Ontology annotation, cellular component: cytoplasm; nucleus. Gene Ontology annotation, biological process: translational elongation. Lineage: Eukaryota; Metazoa; Chordata; Aves; Passeriformes; Passeridae. The annotation marks the transcript as partial. Gene Ontology annotation, molecular function: translation elongation factor activity.
GUCCCGGCCUUCGAGGGGGACGAUGGGUUCUGCGUCUUCGAGAGCAACGCCAUCGCCUACUAUGGUGGGCAAUUAGCCUUCGAUAUUUUUCCCCCCCCCCAGGUGCUGGACCCCGCGUUCCGGGGCCCCUUCGGGAACGUCACGCGCUGGUUCCUCACCUGCCUGAACCAGCCCCAGUUCAAGGCCGUGCUGGGCGAGGUGCAGCUGUGCCAGAGGAUGGCCCAGUUCGACGCCAAGAAGUUUGCGGAGAGCCAGGCCCGGAAGGAGAAGGAGAAGGAGCCCCCCAGGAAGGAGAAGGAGCCCCCCAAGAGGGAGAAGAAGGAGAAGGACAAGGAGAAGGAGAAGGAGAAGGAGCGGCGGCCGCAGCCCGAGGAGGAGCUGGACGAGUGCGAGCAGGUCCUGGCAGCCGAGCCCAAGGCCAGGGACCCCUUUGCUCACCUGCCCAAGAGUCCGUUUGUCCUGGACGAGUUCAAGCGCAAGUACUCCAACGAGGACACGCUGUCGGUGGCGCUGCCGCACUUCUGGGAGCACUUUGACCGCGAGGGUUGGUCCCUGUGGUACUGCCAGUACCGGUACCCCGAGGAGCUGAGCCAGACCUUCAUGAGCUGCAACCUCAUCACAGGUGCGCCUUCAUCCCCAUCAUCAUCCUCUUCUUCAUCCUCUUCUUCAUCAUCAUCUUCAUCCUUAUCCUCUUCUUCAUCCUUAUCCUCAUCUUCAUCCCAAUCCCUGCCAUCCCCAUCCCUGUCCUUCCCGCUGUGCCCGGACUGGCAGGUGGAUUACGAGUCGUACACCUGGCGCAAGCUGGACCCCGACAGCGCCGAGUGCCGGACGCUGGUGACGGAAUAUUUCCUGUGGGAGGGGGAGUUCCAGCACGUGGGCAAGCCCUUCAACCAGGGCAAGAUCUUUAAGUGAUUCUGGGUGAAAAUCCCGGGGUUUUGGGCAAAAAUCCCGAAAUUCCAGAGCCCUUCAACCAGGGCAAGAUCUUCAAGUGAAAUUUGGGUUAAAAUCCUGGGAUUUUGGGCAAAAAUCCCGAAAUUCCAGAGCCCUUCAACCAGGGCAAGAUCUGCAAGUGAAUUUUGGGUUAAAAUCCUGGGAUUUCAGCUCAAAAUCCCAGAAAUUUGUACUGAAAUCCCAGGGUUUGGGGCCCUACAACUAGGUCAAGAUUUUCAAGUGAAAUUUUGGGUGAAAAUCCUGGGAUUUUGGGCAAAAAAAUCUCGGAUUUCAGAGCCCUUCAACCAGGGCAAGAUCUUAAGUGAAAUUUGGGCUGAAAUCCCCGGAUUUUGGGCAAAAAUCCCACAAUUCCAGAGCCAUUCAAGCAGGGCAAGAUCUUUAAGUUAAUUUUGGGUUAAAAUCCUGGGAU